This is a messenger RNA of Oncorhynchus kisutch (coho salmon), 4051 nucleotides long. RefSeq names its product neuregulin 3b (gene nrg3b). The transcript is spliced from 9 exons. Gene Ontology annotation, molecular function: chemorepellent activity. The coding region runs from base 1388 to 3622 and encodes 744 amino acids. The record is from RefSeq and is a predicted model, not a curated record. Gene Ontology annotation, biological process: animal organ development; nervous system development; intracellular signal transduction. Lineage: Eukaryota; Metazoa; Chordata; Actinopteri; Salmoniformes; Salmonidae.
CUUUCUUUCUUUCUCUCGCUCUCUCUCUCUCACUCUCUCUCGCCCUCUCUUUCAUUUAACAGUGAGAGGGAAGGCAGUGUGGUCUCUACCUCUAUCUCGCUUUCACAAGCAAAAGCUUACAAGGGCGCACGCACGCAGUGUGUCAGAGAAGGGAUGGGGCAGUUGUUGUUUGUCAGUCUGGAAUCCUGCUGAGAGUGAAAGGGAGGAAAGCGCUGGUCGGGAGCCGUGGAGCCCACAUCACUCACAGCGGAGUGAGCAAAUCUUUCUAUCUCUCCCAGUAGGCAGCCUUCAAGAACAGCAGCCGCAUCAGUUUUUCAGAGCAGCACUCUUCCCCCUCCCCUCCUCUUUCUUGCUCUCUCUGUUUCCCUUGCUGUCGCUCACUCUCCCACUCUCACCUCCGUCGGCAAUGUGGGAAUGUAGCGGACUGAUGUAGCAAACAAGCAGCCAAGGCUUUCAGAUUUUUCUACCACAAUGGCAGGCGGUGGACAGACAGCUGGAGAAAGACGGACAGUCCAGGAGAUCUGAGGGGAAAGGGAUUGGAUGGGGAUCCGUUGGAUUUACCCCCCCCUCUUCCGCCCCACCAGCCACAUCCCGACAGAUCCUCUCCCCCACUCUCUCUCCAGUUCCACUGGCUCUCUUCAUGCAGGAUUACCGUUCACCACUACAGCUGAAACAACGCUUCACAGGUCUGCCUGGAAGGACAGCAAGGGGAGGCUGACCCAAGGCAGGGAAGAAGACUGUAGAGGAAGCCCCUGGACUGGAGCCUAUAUAAAACACCUGAGAAAUAAAAAGAGGGCAACCCCUCCAGAGCCACAGAGGAAAAGGAAUCGAGGGCCGUGGAUCAGAGUGCCAUUGAGAAGCAGUGAGUUGGAGCCGCAGAGGAGGUUUGUUUCUCAUUGACACACACACAGGAUUUACAGCUAUGGUCUGAAGCUUGCUACACCGUGAAUCGAUGUUCUCCUGCCUGCCUUUUUCAUCAGCUUUUUUCCUCAUACGGGAGUGAAGUAUCUUGGGAUUUACCGUUGUUUCGUUACCACCUAACUACAGCGUGGCUCACCCCCUCCGUUCAGCAUCCUCACCUAUCCAUGUCCAACCUGUGUGUCUGUUUGUUUGUUUGUGUGUGUACUUAGCUAGCUCUGCGCCAGAGGGAGUGUAUAUUUGCUUACGUGUGCAUCCUCGUGAGCUGCUUGGCUUGUAAUUACUUGUACGUACGUGUCUGUGGGUGCCCUCUUGUGUCUAUGUGUGUGUGGGUAUAAAUGUAGACAUUUUGUGUGGGUGCAUUGGUAAGAUGCCCACUGUUGGUUCUGUUCCCCAUCCCCUGUCUCGUUUGUGCCCUUUUGUCAUUGGGCCUCCGGUUUGACCCCUGAACUUUAACGGCAUCGGCAGGAUGAGUGAGCACUCAGGAAUGAGCACUCUGGGGGCCAUGACCCUGGAGGAACCCGGGGACGAACAGGCCUCCCCUCGGGCCCCGGGGCCUCUUCGCUGUGGGCCCUGUGCCGUGUGGUCCCGCCAGCAGACCUGGCUGUGUGCGGUGCCCUUGGUGAUGGGCUUUGUGGGCCUUGGCCUCAGUCUAAUGCUGCUUAAAUGGAUUGUAGUGGGCUCCAUUCAAGACUAUCUGCCCACGGACCUGGUGGAUGCCAAAGGCAUAGGGCAGGAUCCCAUCUUUCUCUAUGAACCCAGCGCCCUGCCCAAACGACCAGACACUAUGACCACGACUUCCACCACCAACCCUCUAGCGUCCGAUGGCACGGCCCCAGCCCCGAGAACUCGAUUUGUGCCACCCUCCAACCACUCUGCCCCGCACCUCCACAACCGGAUCGGCAGUGGCACCCACGUGAUGGGCACCACCACCACUACCCGCACCACUCGACUUGUCCUGCCUGGGGGUAAAGAGAUGACCCCGCACAGCACCACGGUACAGCAGAACGGCAACACGGGAAACGGUCGUAAGGAUAAGGACCCCCCGAACUCACGACCUAGUCCAACAUCAACAACUACCAAAGCCACAACCAAGGUGCAAUCGCCCACUUCUCCACCACCUCCCCCAGCCAAGCCCACCGGGCGCUGGAACCCUGGACGCUCUGUGAAAGGUCCAGCCACACGCCCACACCACCGCUUCAGAACACUGGCCCCCACAUCUCCUAGUCUGCGUUCAGAGGUCUUCAAGCCUUGCAUCGAUGACAAGGACCUGGCCUUCUGCCUCAACGAGGGCGAGUGCUCCAUCAUUGAGACAGUAGCAGGAGUGCACAGACACUGCAGGUGUAAAGAGGGUUACCACGGACUACGCUGUGACCAGUUUGUACCCAAGACGGACUCCAUCUUAUCUGACCCAACGGGUGAACUGGGCAUCGAGUUCAUGGAGAGCCGUGAGACUUACCAGAGACAGGUGAUGUCCAUCUGCAGCAUCGCCUCAGGAAUCAGUUUUCUCGGAGUGGCGUGCAUGGCUCUCUAUUGCCGCAACAAGAGACACAGGGAAAAGCUACAGACGCAAUUCUCUGAGAGCUGGAACCUGAGGGAGUGCGGAAUCAACCCCUCUGGGCAGAUGUCUAAAUCUUGCCCCAGGCCUCAGUGCGGCCUGCAGCUUCAAAAGUGCUGCAAAUCUCAUGGGUCCUCCCUUCCUGAAGGGGACAGCAGUCUGCCAGCUGGCGCACCCACAGCAGCUCCACCUAUUCUCAACAGAGCACUCUCCAAAGGGAAACGUUUCAGGAGUAGCUCCCUCAGUCCAGUCCAAAGACACUGGGACACUCAUCACAUGAGGACCCCGCCCAUCUCUCGAGGACCAAGGGUUGCUAGCCCCGCAUAUAAGCACCUGGAGGAGGUGGAGUCUGCAGAGAUGGAGGCAGAGUCUUUAAGAGGGUUUGACACUGGAAGGGGUGGAGGUGACGAUCGCCAGCACAGCGGGUUCCCGAAUAUGCAAACCAUGUCUCGUUCCGCAGAGAAGAAGGGAUGGAGGGAUGUUCCCUGCACCCGUCUAGACAGAGGAAUAACACCCGCUCCUCCCUCUCUCCGCACGCACUCCGUCCCCAUCAUCCCCUCUCUCCAGGAACACGACCGCGAGAGGGGUCACGUGGACGGGAGCAGGGAGAGGGUGUCGCAUGGAGGAGGUCUUGCCGGGCCAGGUUACAUGGCGCAGGCACCUGUCGGUAGCAGCAGCCACACCCCCCCUAACUCCUCCACCUCUGUGUGUGUACUAGAAUUAGAGGACAGACCCAGUCAUGUGCGUCCCUACAACAUCAAGACUGCACUGGUGUCAGAGACAAGCCCUAUUCACACGCACCAGGGCUCCUCUGAAACCCUAGUAGGGCCAGGGGACCUGUUCCAACACUCUAGCCUUGUCACCUCUGGGACAGCAGAAUCCGGAUCAGGUGUUGCCGGGUUGAACAGCACAAACACUUUUAUUGCUGUGACCGUGCUGGAGUCCAAGAAAAAGAGCAUGCGGUAUACACCCAGACUGCUCUACAGCUUUCCCAAGAGCAGGGGUCCUCAGGCAGGUGUCCAAAGAGAGGCCCAGGGGCUUGGUAAACAAAACAUUGCCCUGGUGAAUGGAGGGGCAAACAGCUUCCUGUCAACAGUGGUGGGAAAAGGUGCUGGAAUUUCUUGUGCCAAACAUUCUGCCAGCUGAUUGGAUUAUUUCUCGCCAACUUGCAAGGAGAGACUCCGCCCACCUGCAUCGAUGACACGGGAGGGGGUAGGACCACCUGCUUAACUAAUUGGCCCCUAGUUUCUGUAAAAGAGCCACAGCAGCCUGGACUGCAGAGAGGAAUUAAUUUAUACAUUUAAGACACUGAAAACACACACACAUGUAUGUGAAUAAUGUGAAACAAUGCAGACAGACAUAAAGACCAGUGGGAGCUUGAUAUAAAUGUGUAUUUGAAAAAAAUAUAAAUGAUUUAUAUGCACUAUUUAGACAAAGCUUCUACUUAGAAAUCAAAAUAGUGUGUCAUAUCUAUGUUGUUUCUCAAUUGUAAAGAAAUCAAAUUAUACAUGUCAUAUGUCCUAUAAACAUAUAUUUGACAUGACGACGUGACAAAAUAAAGACUACAGUGUUAAA